Botrytis sinoallii is the source of this 2029-nucleotide messenger RNA. RefSeq lists its product as uncharacterized. The coding region runs from base 131 to 541 and encodes 136 amino acids. The transcript has 2 exons. The record is from RefSeq and is a predicted model, not a curated record. NCBI's taxonomy places the organism in Eukaryota, Fungi, Ascomycota, Leotiomycetes, Helotiales, Sclerotiniaceae.
GCUAUAGUUGGCGAGGCUGUCAUGCAACACAUAAUUGUACCAUACAGUCAAAGAAAUAUUGGAACAGUUUGCGCGCCAAUCAAACAUUCGUCAUUACCAUCUUCUCAAUCUAUUGUGAAGCAAUAGAUUAAUGCUUCGCGUUAUUCGUCCCGCUGUCUCACGGCGCUAUCUAUCAACAAUCAUGGCAUCCAAUACUCCAUAUGAAGAUAUCAUACGCACUCGGCUGACAGAAGAGUUGAAACCUACCCGUCUUGAAAUAUUCAAUGAUUCAUCCAAACACUCACAUCACCAAGCUAUGGCUGGCUCAACGUCUCACGAGACCCAUUUUCGAGUCGAGAUCGUAUCGGAAGCGUUCACCAAAAAGAUGCAACCUGCAAGACAUAGAAUGGUGUAUGCCUUACUGAAAGAGGAAAUGGCAAAAGAAGGUGGCAUUCACGCUUUACAGCUGAAGACGAGGACACCCGAUGAAGAAGAACGGCAGAAGGCAAAGGAGGAGGAAGAGGACAAGGGAGCGGUUGUUGCUGAGGCAAGUGGACCUUAGUAGAGAGAUUUGAUGUUUUAUCUGGUGAUCGAGAUGCUUCCUUCGAGACAUCAUUACAAAAUAGCAGAUUGGGAGGUCAAAGGAAACAGCUGUGAAGCUGUGUGUUUAUGCUAUUGCUUGGUUGUGGAGUUAAAGGCAGAUGUGAACAUACAGAGCGAACACAUUGAGCGAAAGAUUGCAGCGUUUCAUCUCAUGAAAAUCUAAGCAUACACAUUACCUAGACCAUUUCAGUCGGCUCCUCGAUGUCUAAAUUCUCGCUUUGGUCAAAGUUAUUUGCGCUCAAAAACGAACAUAGAUUUUCCAAGAUAAAUAGUCUAAGGUGAACGCUUUCUAUAUUUGCUUCAUCGCUGCUCAACUGUAAACCAAGACCAAAGGGACAGGUGCUUGAUUGAAUCAAACAGGCAAGUCAACUGUCAAAACACCCAGCUGUGCCGCUAAUGCGAGAAGUGGAUUUACCACAGCUUCGACAUCUCCGGUUUUGAUCGGAAUUCUAUGAUUGCCAUCCCAUUCAAUCACUUGCGCACCGCCUUUCUCGCACCAAAUUUUGAGCAAUUCUUGGUGUAAUUCCAAUCCCGGGUCUUUGGAGCCAUGAACAUGAAUAGUUGGCAAAGUCAAAACGUCAUUCUCAUCCACCGGUCCCCAUCUAUCCUGGUCUCUCUCCAAACUUAUCAAUGGUGGUCUUCCCGCCAUCAAAACCGCAAAUCUCCAGUUAUGACCCUCCAAGUCCCUCCCUCCUUCUUCUCUGAUCUGCCUCCUCAACAACAAGCUCCCAGCUAUCUUCGCCCCCUGACUAAAUCCCAACAAUCCUACCCAGUCCCCGGUAGCUCCUUUAGCAUCAUCCUCUCUCAUCGCUUUCUCAAUACUCUCUUCGAUAGCAAUCACCUCAUCACGUGUAUCUAUUACUUCAUGUUCUGGUAACCAGCCCAGCCAGCGUUUAAAAGGUCCACAAUCCCCAUAGACACUUGUAACAUCAGGCCCGGCACCGGAUUCAAAAGGUGCUUCGGCAAAUAUGAGACGGAAAUAAGGUUUCAAAUGCAAAGAGAGGACGCGACAUUGCAUGGUGAAGAUUCGAGCGUUUGUUCCCCCGCCGUGGAGACAGAGUAGCCGGGGUAGCUCAAGUGUGGGGUCGUGGUGUGUAGCCAUUAUUGCGUGCGGAUAGCGGAGUUUAUGGUUUGGGAGAUCUAUGAGUAUUGUGGAGAAUUUGGGAUAAGAUAUGAUUCCUGGAUGAGAACGAGAUAUAAAUGUGCAAGUUGUUGGGCUGAUGACAGGUAAGAUCAAGGUAUGCUAAAUUUAGAACAGGUAGCCUUUUGUGCUACGUUCCUAUUGGGCUUUGACAAUCAGUCGAUCGCAUUUCAGAAAUAUAUGGAAAUUGAAGCUGAUCCUUAAAAUCCCAUCAACGAUGAAUGCAUACGAACAAGUUCAAUACACCCGGAAAAGUCGUCAGGAUUAUGUUACGGAUGUCCGUUUCAAUAGAAUUGAGGGGUUCGA